Molecule: messenger RNA, 1377 nt
Organism: Juglans regia (Persian walnut)
Lineage: Eukaryota; Viridiplantae; Streptophyta; Magnoliopsida; Fagales; Juglandaceae
Product: protein ACCELERATED CELL DEATH 6-like
Exons: 3
Cellular component (GO): plasma membrane
Molecular function (GO): protein phosphatase 1 binding; protein phosphatase regulator activity
Source: RefSeq, a predicted model, not a curated record
UUACACGAUGCUGUACGUCACAAUCACAUUGAAGUGGUAAAACAGUUACUAAGGGAGGUAGAUCGAGAAUUUUCGUUUGGUGCUAAUGGUGCUGGUGAGACCCCACUUUACUUGGCUGCCGAGAGACACUUUCCAGAUUUGGUAUCUGAAAUUUUGAACACAUUCCAAUCACCAGCUUAUGAUGGCCCCUUGGGUAGAACGGCUUUGCAUGCUGCAACAUUUUCAAAUGAUGCAGGAAUGACCGAAAACAUUUUGGAAAGAUAUGGUCGCGAUCUAUGUAAACAAACAGACCAAAAAGGUUGGACUCCGCUUCACUUGGCUGCAUACUUGGGUUACGUUGAGCCAACAAAACUAUUGCUGCAAUAUGGUAGAGAGGUGGCAUAUAUGAAAGAUGCAGAGGGUAGGACAGCUCUUCACAUUGCAGCUCAUCGCAACCAAGAAGGAGUAACAAAAGAGAUUAUAUCAAUGUGUCCUGAUUGUUGCGAAGUGGUUGACAAUGAAGGCCACAAUGCACUCCAUCUCGCCGUGCACAGCCACUGGCCAACUGCAGCGCUAAUCAUCCAAAAUAAUCCGUCUUUACGGAAUCUUUUGAAUCAGGCGGACAAUGACGGGAAUACACCUCUCCAUCACUAUUACAAUUAUGUUGGAUACAUGAAGGGUGUCAUGAAUUCUCCAAGAGUUGACGAAAUGGUCUUCAACAAAAAGAAUCAGAUUGCUUUUCAAAUCUUAAGAAGUAAAUGCUUUCCAACCGAUGGUGAUGAGGUACAAUAUUCCGCUUUACAGAGGAAGCGGGACGAAUUUUAUAAAGGCCAAAAAAAUCAUUGGUUCCUUUUCAAUGGAAGAGUAUUAGAAACUGGGUAUGAUGAAAUUGAGAAGGAGAAACAGCCAGAGGGGGAUGAGGAUUGGCAGGAGAUGGAGAAAAAGAAGGAAGAGAUGGAUAAAGCGGCUCAAGCCCAUUUGGUAGUUGCUGCACUCAUUACAACCGUGACCUUUGCAGCAGGCAUUACCAUGCCAGGGGGCUUCAUUGGUGGAGAUGAUCAUCCACAUCUAGGCUCUGCAGUUCUGGAAAAAAGUACUGCUUUUAAAGCAUUCAUCAUUACAAACGCCCUGGCAUUGAUGCUAUCCAGUUCUGCUGUCUUUAUCUACCUAUUUAUUCCGUUUAUUCCUUCUAAAUCCUUCUUCAGGCAGCGCUUAUGUUUUGCUCAAAUGGCCUUUUGGUUCCUUAUUUCGUCCAUGGCACCAAUGGUUUUGGCAUUUGUCACAGGAACAUAUGCUGUGUUGGAGCAUUCAAACAUUGCAAUUCCCACUUGUAUUAUUUGCUUAUCCUUCAUUACCAUCCUUGUUUUUAUAUUUCUAAAACUACGGUUGUACCUAUGA